Caenorhabditis bovis is the source of this 708-nucleotide messenger RNA. Lineage: Eukaryota; Metazoa; Nematoda; Chromadorea; Rhabditida; Rhabditidae. The record is from the annotation of a GenBank genome assembly.
AUGGGAUGUACACAUAGUCGUAACUCGAAAUCGAAAUCUUCAAAAGAUGAGAAACCGAUGGAUCGCUCGAUGGCUGAUCCGAAAGUUGUCAAACAUUUUGAUCAGUCCCGAAGUACAGAAGUGUCAAAUGAAGCAGAAGUUCAAACUCAUUCAAAUUACUCACGUCAAGUUUUGCAACCUGAAGUCAAGCCAAAAGUAGUUGAGAAUAUCGCUGCUCCAGUGGCGUCGACAAAUUUGGCGCCUGAACCCGCGAAAAUUGAAGAGAAACCAGUACCCGUUGUAGUUCAAUCCACAACGAUUCCACCGGAUCCGCCGGUUGAGCAAUUGUCGCGGCAAGCUCCGCCAACGCAAACCUAUGUCGCUUCGACCUAUUUUGGACUUCAAGCGCCGACGGAAAAACAAAAAUCGCCGGAAAAGAAGAAAGAAAAGAAGGUUGAGGCCGCUCCGAUGCAACCACAACCAGGCGUUGUUCCGAAGAAGAAGAAGGAGAGUCCAUUUCGCGAGAGAGCUUCUGACAUUAAGGGUCCAUAUCGCACACAGCUCACUAAGAAUGAUUUGGAAUGCAUCAAAAAGGCCGUACAACAGAGAAAUGAAAGACGAGCUUACAUGAUGGCUCAUAGAAAUGAGGAAGAUGACACCUUGUAUGAACUUGAAACGAAAAUGCCUGAGCGCGAUUAUACUCAGAAAAAUGGCACGAUCGCUUAUUAA